Molecule: messenger RNA, 1040 nt
Organism: Schistocerca cancellata (South American locust)
Lineage: Eukaryota; Metazoa; Arthropoda; Insecta; Orthoptera; Acrididae
Exons: 5
Coding region: 57-824 (255 amino acids)
Source: RefSeq, a predicted model, not a curated record
CCACGAGCCGCUUCUCCAGCCUGUUUAUUGAGGUACUUCCGUAACGAGUGGCCACCAUGGAGACGUACUCGCUGCUGCGUACGGUGCCGGUUUUCGCAGACGUGCGUCGGCGCGUGCGCAGGUCCUACCACAGCCUGAAGCACGUGCACACCUCGCUGCGGCUCGGCCUGCAGCUGGUGGAAGUCUUCUUCCAGCUGGUGCUCCUCUUCUCGUGGCCGCUCAUCAUACUCUGCUACAUCCCCAUUGUCGUCACGGAUCGCAUUCUCCACCACCUCCUGGCCUCUCUAAUCGAAUGGUUUCCGGCUAUUAUGUGGCCCGCAGCUGACGUAUACAGAGCUCUGCCAGACUUCGUCCUGUCCUUCACGAUUGGUCGCGUCAUCGUGUUCUUCCUACUUCUCAUCUCGUACAUCGUAACCUUCGUGAUCGAAUGCUUAAAAGUGCCUUUAAACGUUAUUCUGUUUUUCCUUUCGGCUGUUAGUGAAGAGACUGCCAAACCGUUCGAGGGGCUGCGGCUCUCGCCUCAUGCCCACCACUCGCACUCCAGCGCACACCCCUACGGCCACGUCUACAGCCCGGACGUGCCCUGGCUGUCGGCUACACCCCUGCCUCCGCCAGCGUCUCCACCAACGCCUCCACGCACCGUCGUGCUGCCGGGGGCGCAGCGAGGCCCGGUCCGCGUCGUAGAGGCGGUCACCCGAGAGGUUUCGAUCCAAGACGUGGGACCCGGUAGUCAGCUGCGAGAGUCUCUGGUGCUGCAUCCUCGUCCAAAGCCAGUGAGGCUGGUGGUCCCCGUGGAGCGGCCUCUGCAGUGCGUCGCUCAGUAACUUACUGGUUGCGCACACGGCCCGCCGCGCCGCGGGCUCCCAGUUAAUUACACACAUCGUUGGCGGCAGUCACCACCAGAACUGCUGCUUCAGAAACCUACUCUGGCCCAGACAGCAAACAAGAAUUGCAGUAAGUUACCGACGCACAGAAGCUUACAGUAUCGACGACGCUUUAUCCUUUCCGCAAGAUGUAGAAGCAUCCGUAGUGCAGUCGCG